UUCUCCACUCAUUCAGGAUUCAGGCCAAUGUUUUACCUCUACAGCCUGAAUGGUUCCUCUUUUUCAUCAUGAGAUUUACGUGUAGGUACGCUGAAGAACACUCCACCACCCUGACGUCUACCUCCAUCCUCACCAGCACCAACCGUCCCGUUCAGCUGUAAUCUCUGUGAGGCAAACUCAUUACUUUUCUGUUUUAAAUGAAAAAAAAAACAAACAAACAGAAGAAAGUCUGCAGUUGUUUGAAUAAAAGCAAAGCAGCUCAAAGCAGCAGCUGGGGGGGUAACCCCAUGGUGGGGGCAUGUGUGAACAGGCGUUGGGUCUGUCUCUGCAGCCAAUUACGCCAAGAUGAGUAAGAGGCAGCUCACGCAGAAGCCGUGCUUGAGUGUGUUAUUCUUCUCUUCCAUGUGAAUGGCUGUUAACAAAGACCCAAUUCUUUUUCUAAUUACGGUAAUGGAGUGAGAGCCCGCUGGAUGGGCAGUGACAGGUAGAGGGCCCCCCCCCAGGGGGUUCGGGGAGUCAUGAGAGAAGGACCUCUGUGGUUGAUUGGCACGACAGCAGAAGAUAAAAAGCUCUGGCUUGGCUGUCAGAUCCAUUAGCAGCCAGGUCAGGUCUGAGGAGCACGCAGUGACAGCUCUGUGCUCCACGUUCAGCAGCAAGACGCAGACAGAGGAGCUGAAGAGCAAACGCUUCACGCCUGCAGCUCCUUACAGAAAACCAAGCAGAGCUCCAGCUGCCAUGACCCUGCUGAGCAGGCAGCCUCAACGGAGGUCUGGGCUGGCUUUGAGCUGGCUCCUGCUCAGCUGCUGCCUCCAGGCAAAUCCCUGCAAACGCGUGUCAGCAGUCAACCUGCGCAGUUUCAUUGGCUGUGCCGUUCGUGAGUUCACCUUUCUGGCCAAGAAACCUGGCUGUGGGGGUAUGCACAUUACCACUGAUGCCUGCUGGGGGCGCUGUGAGACCUGGGAGAAGCCAGUCCUGGAGUUUCCCUUCAUUGAGUCCUUUCAGCGGGUUUGUACUUACAAUAAGACGCGUCUGGUCACUGUGAAACUCCCCAAAUGCAGGCCCCACGUUGACCCGACCUACACGUACCCCGUGGCCCUGCGGUGCGACUGCGGGGUGUGUCUGACCAGUACCACUGAAUGCAUCGCCUCUGUCUGAAGCCGUUAUCUGCACGCUCUCCUGCUAGCUUACAGCCCCUCACAACCCCAACCUAACAAUACCAGUGCAACUAAAAUGGCGAGCAAUGUUUGAGCUAUCCAGUCAGACAAGCAAAAGAACGACGUUCAUGCAUCAGAAUGGAGCGGAGCAGGGAGCUCAUGCCCCUUGGACUGUAGCACCCACGCCACACCUGCAGGCCUUUUCAAACUGCAUUUUUCUGUCUGCUCCUAAUUCACAACUUUUUAAAUAAAGGAAUACUCAG
Molecule: messenger RNA, 1417 nt
Organism: Oryzias latipes (Japanese medaka)
Lineage: Eukaryota; Metazoa; Chordata; Actinopteri; Beloniformes; Adrianichthyidae
Source: RefSeq, a predicted model, not a curated record